AUGAAUAAAAUAUCAAAACGUCCAAGAACUACAUUAGAACAGAAAAUAAUGAUCUUAAACCAUCAUCAUAAAUCACAAAAUUCACAAGCUGAAACCGUGAACCAUUUCAAAACCAAAUAUUCAAUAUCAACAUCAAGUUUUAGUGAAUGGUUAAAAGAUGAACAAAACCUAAGAUCAUUAUAUAACAAUUCAAAUGAAUUCUUAAGAAACUCCAAAAGGAAAUUAAACUUCAAAUAUGAUAAAAUAAAUAAAGAAAUGGAUAAAAUUGUUCAAUCAGCAUUACAAGAAAAUCAAGUUAUUAAUGAACCAAUGCUUAGACAACAUUGGUGUAAAUUAGUUUCAAUUUAUGGUGUUCAAGAUCCCAAAAGAAUAUCAAGUUUUAGUCAUGGUUGGUUAACUCAAUUUAAGAAAAGAAAUGGGAUUUCAAAGAAUAAGAAACCUAUUGAAUUGGUUGAGAAUGAUUAUGAUUUAUUUGAUUCAAAUUAA
Molecule: messenger RNA, 486 nt
Organism: Hansenula ciferrii
Lineage: Eukaryota; Fungi; Ascomycota; Saccharomycetes; Phaffomycetales; Wickerhamomycetaceae
Product: DNA-binding domain-containing protein
Exons: 1
Coding region: 1-486 (161 amino acids)
Source: RefSeq, a predicted model, not a curated record